Cydia splendana is the source of this 2496-nucleotide messenger RNA. It is a transcript of the gene bigmax, whose product is annotated as max-like protein X. NCBI's taxonomy places the organism in Eukaryota, Metazoa, Arthropoda, Insecta, Lepidoptera, Tortricidae. Gene Ontology annotation, biological process: regulation of transcription by RNA polymerase II. The record is from RefSeq and is a predicted model, not a curated record. The transcript is spliced from 6 exons. The coding region runs from base 269 to 898 and encodes 209 amino acids. Gene Ontology annotation, cellular component: nucleus. Gene Ontology annotation, molecular function: DNA-binding transcription factor activity, RNA polymerase II-specific; RNA polymerase II cis-regulatory region sequence-specific DNA binding; protein dimerization activity.
AUUGACAUUUGGAUUCCAUUAUCACAUCACAUUUUAUUAUUUAUUAAUUGCGUAAUAAUUUGCACUAUUUGUGGUUAACUUGAACUGCGUCUAAUUAAAUAAUACUGAAUAAUUCAUAUAUCGAUCAAAACUUUGUCAAGUGUAAUGAAGUGCUAUUCAUGACACGAAGGUUAAAUUAGAAACCUACAUGAUAAGUGAUAAUGGCUGUAAUGUAACUGUAAACAAUAUUAAUUAAUUACUGUCUUUUUAAGAGAAAUAGUCGUCGACCAUGUAUUCGAGGUGCGGUAGUAGUGGUUCUAUCCAGAACAUGCAUCAGACGCCGUCGUCAUCCAAUCAUAAUUCAGACGAUGACGAUGACAGCGGCGACAACAAAGCUUCCGCGCUCAGUUUCAAGGAGAGAAGAAGAGAAGCCCACACUCAGGCCGAGCAGAAGAGAAGGGAUGCCAUAAAGAAGGGUUACGACUCCCUGCAGGAGCUGGUGCCCACCUGCCAGCAGACAGAUGCUUCUGGAUACAAACCCAGUAAAGCUGCAGUUCUUCAAAAAUCAAUAGACUACAUACAAUAUCUGCUGCAGCAGAGACGUCGACAGGAGGACGAGCGGAACGCGCUCCGGAAGGACGUGGUAGCACUACGCAUCAUGCAAGCCAACUAUGAGCAGAUUGUGAAGGCGCAGCACUCUGUGCCGGGGCAUAAUGAGCAACGGCUUACUGACCAGGAUAAGUUUCAAGUUUUUCAGGGUAUAAUGGACAAGCUAUACGAGUCCUUCGAGUCGGUGCCGACGAACAACUUCGCGGAGUUCUCGGCGGGCGUGUUCAACUGGCUGGAGGAGUACUGCAAGCCGCAGUCUCUGCGGACCAUGGUGCACGGUGUGCUGCGCGAGCAGAGCUACACACCAUAGAUGUAGUCAGGACGUCUUCAACUAUGCUGGGGCCCCAUCAUUUAUUUAUUAUGGGUAUUCAAAUAUACUGUUACUGUCUGUUCUUCGGGACCCCCUGAGGAUGGGGGCCCUGGGCACGGGCCCCGUCUGCCCUUAUGGUAAAGACGGUACUGGAUGUAGUGUAUAAUUGUUUUCCUGCGUAUUUUCUCGGAAACGUUCGUAUUUGUCAUACUUCUUCAAUCAACCUCAGUAUUUUUUGUACCGAGACCGACUGAAAUAGCAAGACACGUUCGUACGUUGCCGUGAAAAUAUGAAGGAAAAUAAUUAUGCGCUACAUAUGUAGCGUGUUCACUCAAGCGAGUCAAGCGUCCUGUCUCACAGACUACACAGACAAUAUAUGGAGUGUUUCUAAAGAUCGAGAACACCACAAAUUAUUCUUGCAAUUUUACUUGUAAAAUGCUACGAUUAGAGUGGCACAACUGAGUUAUAUUCCACACAAUUUUACAACUACAUACAUCAGUUCAUGUGCAACCCUAACUUCCUGACGACCCGCGUCCUACACAUAAGGAUAGGGAUGCCUCCAAAAUUUGCCUUCAUUGCCACUCAAUAGUAUAUUAUCAUCUUAUUUGUGUUGUGAAUUAUAGAAAAAUGUUAUUGACAAAUAUUUUUUUAUCUACAUACCUACUAAUACAAAAUCAAUUGUAUACCUAGAUAUUGGUUUUACAUAUUAUAAUUUUUUAGACAUAAGUAUAAUUUUCAUUAUUGUGAUAUAUUUUCUUACUUCCUUUGUUUUUUUUUUGUUAGUGAUUUUGUCAUGUGAAACUUUGUUGCACAGGCUGCAUCAAUAGUAGGUAACAUAUUAUGAAACAACGCGCAAAAAAUAUCUGCUAUCUGCGAAUUUCGACAGUUUGCGUUCAAAAGUUGAUACUUUUUGCAAGCAAUCGUAUAAUAAUUCUAUAUACUUAUUGAGUCGAUAUCUUUUUUGUUAAGCUGGUUAGAUACUUUUGACGCAUAGUCCGAUACGCUACUUUUGAUGCUGACUGUACCGAACUACGUUCGAACAAUGUGUUCUGACAUAAGUCAUACUUUUAAUAUUAAGUUGUGUUAUGCUCUGGUUUCCUAGGAUAGCGGUGCCGUCAUAUAGCGGCCGUCUCCAUAUAAAAUACUAAUCAUCCAUAUUUAUUAUUUAGCCGUAUUAUUUUGUAUGGAGACGGCUGCUAUAUGACGGUACCGCUAUCCUAGGAAAUCAGAGCUUUAGGGAAAAAUAUACAGGAAAAUAAAGGCACGCAUUUUAAAAAUAUUAAAAAAUUAACUACUUAUUUAACACAUUAUAGACUAGCGGUGCCAUAUAAUAUAUGGUACCAUAUUUAGUAUGGAAAAAUUAUAAAUCUUUAAAUGACCUAAAAUGACUUCAAGAACAAUGCACUAGAAAGUUUUACAAUUCUGAUGCCUAAAAAAACUCGGGCCAUAAUGGGUUAACGAAUUGGUUAUUACUUACCUAUAUAAAAAACAGGAAUUUUACAAUAUCGGUACCAUAUUUACUGACGACAAUAUUUAGUGCCUUAUAGUUUGCAUUAUUAUAUCGAUGUUAUAUGAAAAUACACAUUAUGUUGAUGAUA